AUGGAAACUGCGAAUAGCAUUGAAUUGUCCAAAUUAAAUGAACAAAAUGAAGCUAAGUCAGCAUACGAACAAAUUGAAAAAGAUAGAGUUCAAUUAGUAUCUAAGAUAGAAGAAUUGUAUCAAGACGUAGUGGAACACAAGUAUAAUAAUAAAUUAUUCUUGGAAGCUUUAGAAAAUGUUCCAUCUGAUAGAAGAUGUUAUAGAAUGGUGGGAGAAAUUUUAGUUGAAAGAACAGUUGGAGAGAUUAAACCAGCUUUGGUAGAUCAUAAAAACAAGGUGGAACAAAUUAUAGCUGAGUGCCAAAAGAAAUUAGACGAAAAAAAUAACGAAAUUUCAAAAAUUGUGAAAAAUACAAAGUCAGCGAAUAUAACUAGUGAUCUUGUUUCAAACAAGGCUCAAGAUAAUAUGGGCAAUUCUACCGACAAGGACAAAAAACCCCAAGGUGUCAUUUUUUAA
Messenger RNA from Plasmodium malariae, 456 nucleotides. RefSeq names its product prefoldin subunit 2, putative. Gene Ontology annotation, cellular component: cytoplasm; prefoldin complex. The record is from RefSeq and is a predicted model, not a curated record. Gene Ontology annotation, molecular function: protein folding chaperone. Lineage: Eukaryota; Apicomplexa; Aconoidasida; Haemosporida; Plasmodiidae. Gene Ontology annotation, biological process: protein folding. The transcript is spliced from 4 exons. Bases 1 to 456 code for a protein of 151 amino acids.